Diospyros lotus (date-plum) is the source of this 1452-nucleotide messenger RNA. RefSeq lists its product as uncharacterized. Bases 283 to 1266 code for a protein of 327 amino acids. The transcript has 10 exons. The record is from RefSeq and is a predicted model, not a curated record. NCBI's taxonomy places the organism in Eukaryota, Viridiplantae, Streptophyta, Magnoliopsida, Ericales, Ebenaceae.
UUUGAAGCAGGUAACGGGUUUUGUUGGCCCGAGAAUGUGAAACUAGGCACUAGUUUUAGGCACUUCAAGGUACUUCUGAUUCCAUGUGCACUUGCAUUUGGAGGUGUCUUCAAAAGAUUUGCUUCUUUGCAAGAAACUUUUUCUGGGUUCAGCAGGACUUUAAGCUUUGCCCCUAAUUUGUUCAGUUCUAAUUUCCAAUUGCAUAGCCAUGGCUUGUUUAAUCCACUCCGUCUGCUUCUUGGCAGUAAGGUUGGUGGAGUUUGUGUUAAAACCACUACUGGGAUGGGUCUAGGUUCGAAUAUCAGACAGGAUACUUGCAUUUAUAGGCCUCUGAUAGAGGAAUUCACAUUUCCUGCAAACUCAACCGCUUUCAAUAGCUGUCAUGCUUCUACAAUUGUUGAGGUUGAAAAAGAUCAUUUUUUGGUGGCUUAUUUUGGGGGUGCAUCAGAGGGAGCACCUGAUGUGAAAAUUUGGUUACAGACAUACAAGGAUGGUCAUUGGCACGCUCCUGUAAUUGCUGAUGAAGAAAUCAAUGUUCCAAUGUGGAACCCAGUUCUCUUUAAGCUUCCAUCUGAUGAGUUGCUUUUGUUCUAUAAAAUUGGCCAAGAGGUCCAGAAAUGGAGUGGAUGCAUGAAGCGGUCAUAUGAUAAAGGUAUUACUUGGACGGAAAGAGAACAGCUUCCUCCUGGAAUUUUAGGACCAAUCAAGAAUAAGCCUAUCUUGUUGGGAAAUGGAAACUUGCUCUGUGGAUCAUCAGUAGAGAGUUGGAAUUCUUGGGGAGCAUGGGUUGAGAUGACUGCAGAUUCUGGCAGAUCCUGGAGAAAGUAUGGGCCAAUAUAUAUUAAAAAUGAGUCCCUCAGCGUAAUUCAACCAGUUCCUUAUCAGACUGCAACUGGGACAUUGCGUGUUCUAUUGAGAUCAUUUACUGGCAUUAAUAGAGUUUGUAUGUCGGAAUCCCAUGAUGGUGGCCAGAGCUGGGAUUAUGCAAAACCUACUGAACUGCCCAAUCCAAACUCAGGAAUUGAUGGAGUGAAGUUAGUAAACGGGCAUCUUCUACUCGUUUACAAUACAGUCUCCAGGGGAAUUCUCAAAGUGGCCCUCUCAACCGUUGAUGGGGACUCAUGGAACGAUGUUUUGACAUUGGAAGACACAGCCGGAAUGGAGUUCUCUUAUCCAGCUAUUAUCCAGGCCAGUGAUGGAUUAGUUCACAUCACUUACACGUAUAACAGGACACAAAUUAAGCAUGUUGUCCUUCAACCCAAUUGAUCGCAUGGCACAUCACGUCUGCAACCUCUGGAUUGAGAUGAAUUGCAUAAUCUAGCACACCUUGCAAUAUAUUCUUCUGUUAAGUUCCUUAUUUGCUGUCCAUUUGUAGAUAUUGUUCUGUAGCUUGAAAUUCUGGAUAUGUUGAUCACUCAUGAAAUGGACUAAAAUCAAACUGGGUUUUCUGUA